GUUGGAUGAAGGCAAGGAUGAAUUCUCUCAAUGGCAAUCAUAUACCCUCUGAUGCUCAUCAGAUAGCCCAUGCAAGCAUUGCUGAAUUCUUGGAUCGGAAUGGGUAUACCUCCACGUUAGAAGCUUUUCAACAAGAAGCAUCGAAAAAGGUAGGAUGGACAUGGAAUAAUGGAGAAGGUGAAAGCUCAACACAAGCAACUUUAGACGAGUUCAGGUUAGAGAAUAUUAUUGAGAAACAUCAAUCGAUCCUAUCUUCUGCGAAGCAAAGGCGAGCAAAUGAGCUACACCGACUUGCAGCACAACGAUCACCUUUGGACCUUUCACUUGCUGGUCCUUCAAAGCUUCCAUUCCGCCUAAAGGAUGUUUAUUCCAAGCUACAUGCUUCCAAUAUUCUCUCUUUGUCGCUCGUUGAUCUUCCUAAUAGAUCAUUCUCAACGUCUGAAGCACGAUAUAUCAGCUCUACAAAAAGAUUGAUAUGUUCAACCGGCGCCGACCGAAACAUCAUAUUCAGCGAUCCAGUCGAUGGAGAAAUGGUGGAAUCCUUUGAAGGUGGUCAAGGUCAACUUGAUCAAGCUAAACAUGCCGCCGCAGUCCUAUGUACAGCACAAAAUCCCAAUAAACAAUUCCAGAGAGAAUUUGUCACUUGUGGAAUGGAUAGCAAGGUGAUCGUUUGGGAUUUGUUGCACGGUAAAGCGAUUCAAUUGAUACAGACUCAUUCGAAGUUUGUCGUCAGAUGUGCAUUUUCACAAAGUGGACAGUAUUUGGCUACAUGUAGCUAUGAUAAGACCAUCUGUGUCUUUAAGCGAAAUGGUGAAGAAUUGCCAAGGAAUGUCGCUGGCGAUGAGGAAGAUGAUUUGGACAUGCCACCUCUUUUGAAAACACAGUACACCUUGGUACACACUGUCAAGACACGCAAUAAUCCUGAAAGCAUCGUAUUCGUCCGAUCAGCCCUUUCACCAGAUCAAUCUGAUCCUGGAACUGAGGAAACUCAGACUGCUCUUGUCUCACAAACGGGCGUACCUGCUGUCAGCGAUUCGCCAAGCAUUUUAUCCAAAAAGCGAACAUGGCUAGCAUACACCAUGCGCAGUGACUGUUUCGUUCAUUAUCUGGCACUCCCUCUAGAUGCAGAUGAAGAGCGUGCUCCGGGAGAAGAGGCAUCGGGAGAAGGUAUCGAAGCUGUGUCCUCAAAGCUAGGGGAGCUCAAUGUAACGGAGCAGGAUACUCAGAACACCAAAGCCACCCCAGAAUGGACCGAGCUCGCAUUCAACACAAAUGCGAGCCGAAGUGACUAUCACGUAAGCUAUUCUUUGCUUCAUCUCACUUUGCAUCCAUUGGGCAAUCAUCUGGCAAUUCAAACAGGUGACCACAGCAUUCCAUCAACAGGAUAUGCACCUGCUUCCUCCUCCCUUUCCCGAAUCAUAAUCAUGCCCCUUCUUUCGUCAGAGAGGACGACAACAAUCUGGACAGGUGUUGCAUCAAGCGGUUUCGCAGCUAAUAGACAUGUUUGGCUCAAGGAUGGAUCGGCCGUUUGGUUGACGAGCGAGGACGGUAUCCUUCGUUUAGUAGAUACGCAUGGUAAAACGAGAGCUACAGUAUAUGCUCACGGUAUUGCCGCUUCAGCUGGAGAGUCUAAUGGAAGCGCGAAUUUGGACACUGAAAUGCGCUCAGCAUCUUCUUGGAGUCGUGGUGGGAAUACGAUUAUCAAAGAUGUUGUCGUCUUGGACGACGAAGGUAGUGUCGCCAGCUGUGGAUUUGACCACACAGUUCGAGUCACUUCGCUGGAACAGUCAUAGCAUAGUUACAAUUGAUGUACUUUGGCAAGGUGGUUCAAUAGAAUGUCUCUUAUAGAUUGCUAAAGCAGUGACUUCGUAGCCACAUUUUAGUGGCCAGAACAUAUGAU
Meira miltonrushii is the source of this 1900-nucleotide messenger RNA. Its product is annotated as WD40 repeat-like protein. The record is from RefSeq and is a predicted model, not a curated record. Gene Ontology annotation, molecular function: protein binding. The transcript has a single exon. Bases 18 to 1793 code for a protein of 591 amino acids. Lineage: Eukaryota; Fungi; Basidiomycota; Exobasidiomycetes; Exobasidiales; Brachybasidiaceae.